Bactrocera oleae (olive fruit fly) is the source of this 1068-nucleotide messenger RNA. RefSeq names its product Ribonuclease kappa (gene RNASEK). The record is from RefSeq and is a predicted model, not a curated record. NCBI's taxonomy places the organism in Eukaryota, Metazoa, Arthropoda, Insecta, Diptera, Tephritidae. Gene Ontology annotation, biological process: nucleic acid metabolic process. Gene Ontology annotation, molecular function: RNA endonuclease activity.
GGAAAACGCUUUGUUAUGGAACAAUUAUUAAUUAUGUUUUUUAAUAAACAAUUUUUUUUAAAUUGUGAAUAAACAGCUUUUAAUUAACUGAUUUCAGUACGAUUCUUACUGACGUUCCCUAGAAAUUCCUUAAGCUUAUAAAAUAUUAAACUUACAUAGGCUUGAGCUUUUAGCACAAAAAUCUCUCAAUUUAGUGCAAAAUCUAUUAAAAGUUUUUAAUUUCAAUCGUUAAAGUCUGACAGCACUCGUAGCACUGGUCGAAGCUGUCAUGUGAUUAUAUUUUUCACCUGACUGACAUUUUUCUUGGCGAAUUUCUUUAACUACAAUUCGACGGCUGCUGAAAAUUUGCAAGUUUUCCUUGUGGAAAAUUGUACGAGGUUCAAGAAGAAAAGUCGCCGUUUACCUUUCAGUGCAACACAAAUAAAAUAAAUCAACAAAAAUGAAAAUUUGUGGUCCAAAAUUGUCACUCUGCGGUUUGAUCAUCUCCGUUUGGGGGAUCAUACAAUUGGUGUUGAUGGGUGUUUUCUUCUUUAUACACAGUGUUGCGCUUAUUGAAGAUUUGCCUAUCGCAGAAGAUUUCACAUCUGUAGAGGAAUUCUAUAAUGCAGCCAACAGGGCGUAUAACCAGAAUGCUUACAAUUGCUGGAUUGCUGCCUGCAUCUACGUGCUUACUCUAUUGUUGUCUGCCCAACAAUUCUACGUCAACAGCAGAGCAACUGCCAAUUAAUUUAAGAGAUCGAGUAACAUGUAACCUAAGAAACCUAAAACAUCUACAACCACUUGUUUAGUUCGUUGACGUACUAUGUUCUAAAUACCGCCACCAUCAGCUUAUAUUGUUGAAGUUGUGCUUGCAGCCAUUUCUAAAUAAAAAAAAGCAGCUCAGGUUAUGUUAAGCAUUGCGAGGACAUUAAAUGGGAGCAAAUAUGGAAGACUGCAACUGCCGCAUCAACACAGUGUUUCACCUCAAGAUCAUCAGCGUCGUCGUUAUUGUUGAUUUUUUUUUUCAUUUUAGUAAGCGGUGUCUGCAGUUAUCAAUGCAAGAAUAUAGUUUUACAAAAAACUGAGUAA